Molecule: messenger RNA, 1016 nt
Organism: Baudoinia panamericana UAMH 10762
Lineage: Eukaryota; Fungi; Ascomycota; Dothideomycetes; Mycosphaerellales; Teratosphaeriaceae
Exons: 1
Coding region: 149-766 (205 amino acids)
Source: RefSeq, a predicted model, not a curated record
GAGCCAUCCAAUACAAAAGCUUCCCUCCCAUAAUUGUAAAACCACACUACACGCUUUCUUGCCUCCCUAACGCGAUACGACUCCACGCGUGAAGACCUCAACAACCAUCAGAGCAAUCCUAUUCCUCUCGACCACAUACACACUCAAGAUGUUGCUCAUCCUCCCAUCUGCACUGCUUGCAUACCUCGCUAUCACUGCGCAAGCGCUACCAAGACCGCAACCCGCAGCAACCUACUCUGUGGUGGAUGUCGAUGGUGGCUCCGCAGACGGAGCAUCAGCGGGCUCGCCCACAACUGUGUAUCAAACUGUCACUGCAUCGCCCGCAGCACAACCAACAAUAGAGAACACCGUGACCGUAGUACAAACGCCAAGCACCGCACCGGCAAGCCUCAUGGUAUCAACAAUGGUAACGCCGACUACAAUCACCGUCGCGACACCUGUGAGCAGUGUCGAAACAACCUUCAUCACACAGCAGACCACAGCGACCAUCGUGAUGGCUAGCGAGGGGCCAGGCUCUACCGUGACUGUCGAGGCUGCUGCAUCCGUGGUAACGAUUACACCAUCUCUGGUCUUGAGCACUCAGCCAGCUACUACACAAAUCAUCAACCAGCCAGCUGUGGAAUUCACGGUGACACCGAUCGCUAGCACCACCGAGCUGCCCGUGCAGACUUCGACAUCCUACGAUGAUGGCAUGUGGCACACCUCUUAUCCAAUAAGGCCUGCCUUCACUGGUGGUGCGUACCGGAACGCAACGAACUCUGCGUGAAUGUGAGACAAACGAACAGUAAGGAUGACGAGCAUGAGCAUUUGAAUGUAUGAUGAGCGUUGAAGCAUGGUGUAUGAGGUAUCGAUAAUGGGAUUGAUGAGGGAAGCGAGGUCUCCACGACAGCGUUCGACGAGUAUCAUACGACCGCUCCGCUAGUGCAGCACAUGGGCAGAGUCUAUAAAUGGUAGUAAUGCAUAUAGAGCAUAAAGCAAUGAUUAGCGACGUUUAGAAUCGUCAUAUUCGAGCAGUG